Molecule: messenger RNA, 2670 nt
Organism: Neocloeon triangulifer
Lineage: Eukaryota; Metazoa; Arthropoda; Insecta; Ephemeroptera; Baetidae
Product: choline transporter-like protein 1
Exons: 16
Coding region: 125-2437 (770 amino acids)
Biological process (GO): transmembrane transport
Cellular component (GO): membrane
Molecular function (GO): transmembrane transporter activity
Source: RefSeq, a predicted model, not a curated record
AGUAUGCAACCGGCGCGUAAUUGAAAAAACGGACACAUCCGGGAAAAAUCGACUGUCCUUUCAGGGGUGGGGGUAACAAGAUAGUUUAGAGGGUUGAAACGGAAGUUUGCGUUGUCAGUUCUGCAUGUCUCUUCAUGCGGGAAAGGACGCAAAUCGGGUUUUCAUCAGAAGCUCACCCAUUUUCCAAACCAGGAUGGGCGCCUUCGCCUCAAAGAGAAAGGACAAGGUUGAGCCGGAACCACCUCCAGUCGAAGAUAAAGAAAAGCCGAAGGAGAUUGAGAUUAGUGAGACGCCUUUUCCCAAGAAACGUGUUUGCACAGAUGUCAUUUGUCUUAUGUUUCUUGCAAUCUUCACCGUUGUUUUGAUUGGACUUCUUGUCUAUUGCUUUAAAUACGGAGACAUCAAUCGGAUUGUCAAUGGUUACGACAGAUGUGGAAAUGUGUGCGGACAAGUGACGGAGAGAAUAGGAAUCGCUCCCGAGGACCCGAAAUAUACUUGUUUGGGCGCCGACAUGACAAAGAAAAAAUAUCUUUUGGUCACCGGAGCCGGUUUGAGACAAACUAACGAAUUCAACGUGAACAGAGAAUGCGUCAAUUCUUGCCAGUACUACCCAGGAUAUCGACAGUUUCUGAAUCGGUGCAUCCCCAUCAAAGACGCGCAGAGAGAAAGCCAGCGGCAGUACAGCCAAGGGUCGUAUUCGUCUCGAAUAGGCUCCGCUUCGGGCGCCUCCAGCAACUGGGCCUUCAACCCUGGCAGCCCUCACGGACUGACCAGGCAACAACAAGUUCUGCGCCAACAACAACUGCAGUCGGCCAAAAGCCAGAACAACAUCAUCCGAGCCCAGCUUCCCAAGCCCGAGCUGAUUCUGGUCAAGAAUUAUGCCAAGCAGCAAAUUCUGGUGCCUCUGCCCGACGGCCGGAUCAAGAGGAGCUCCGUCUUGGGCCGAAAACUCCUCCAGUACAGAGGUCAACGACCUCUCGACCCGGCCGAGCGGAUCAACGUGUACUUUUCGAAAACUGGCAUCCAAAAUUUCUUUCAGGAAGUUGCCGAGGACCUUCAAAUGUGCUGGAGAGAAAUGUUGGCAUUAUUCUUUGUCGCUUUAGGAUUUGCUUUGGUCAUGAUGCUUUUAUUGAUUGUCGCAGUAAAAGUUGUCGUGGUCAUGUCCCUCGUAGCUGCGAUCGUCGUUUGCACCGUGGCCACAGCUUAUCUAUGGGCGCAGUGGGCUUACGAGAAAGAUAAACUGACCGAGACAUACAAGUACUACCCGAAUUCAAUGAGCCAGGUGGAGAUGACGAAUGUCAACUCUUACAUGGGCUACGCCAUUGCCGCAAGCGUCGUCAGCGGAAUUUUGUUUCUGGUGCUGCUCGUCACAAGGAAAAGAAUUGGACUGGUCAUUAGACUAUUCGAAGAGGCAGGAAAAGCGGUUUCCCAAAUGCCAACUUUGCUCAUUUUGCCGUGGAUUACCUUUGCCAUUAUUGGUGUUUUGAUCGGUGGUUGGUUCUACUUGGCCCUUUGGAUCGAAAGCUCUGGCCGAUUGACCAGCGAAAACAACGUCAACUUCAUCUACGAGAAAGACGGACCCGUGGUGGUUGCAAGAUGGUGGAAUUUGCUGGCCCUUUUCUGGCUUGUUCAAUUUGUGAUGGCCUGUCAGCAUUUGACUGUGGCAGGGGCGGUUGGCAACUGGUACUUCACUAGGAAAAAGGAAAGCCUGAAACAUCCGGUGGACAGGAGCAUAGCACGGACCGUGAGUUACCAUCUGGGCUCAGCAGCUUUUGGCGCAGCCCUAGUGGGAAUUUUCCAGUUCGUCCGAGCCGUUUGGCAAGAAUUUUUCCGGCUGAUGAAGCCGACCGCGGCCGAGCAACUCACCCUGACCGAGGGUGCGCAGGUGUCGCCGCCGGUGGAGCAGGCGGCGUCCACCAAACUCAUCAACUGCCUGAUGUACCCCUUCACCAAAUUCCUCGCGUUCAUCAACAGAAACGCGUACAUCGAAGUUGCACUAAGAGGCUGCAAUUUCAUCGAAGGUGGCAGAAGGGCGAUCAAAAUGAUUGUCAAGCACGCUUUGAGCAUUGCUGCUAUAAAUUCUGUGGGCGAUUUUGUGCUUUUCCUGGCUAAGAUCGCCGUGAUGUUGAGCACAAUGCUUGUGGCCAUCGCCAUGAUCCAAAACAAGGAAGGAGUGUUAAAUAUGUGGGUACCGAUCACCCUGGCUUCCCUUUUUGGCUACAUAGUCGCCCACAUUUUUUUAACAGUCUAUGAGAUGACGAUAGAUACAAUUUUUAUUUGCUUCUGCGAGGACUGCGAAAUGAACGACAACGUCGACAGGCCAUUUUUCAUGAGUGAAGGACUCAUGGAAUUCAUCGAUGAUUGUGACGCGCCAAUGAGAGAGCGGUUGAUGGUGAAAGAUGGACAAGUUUUUACGAUUGAAUCGCCGAAAAAGUAACAAAAAGAGGAACAUUUUUAAAUUCAAGAGUUCAAAUUUCCAGAGACAAUAUGCAGCAAUUUAUUUGCAAUCUCAGGUUUGCCAAAAAAAAAAUAUAAUAAGUUCAUUCAGUUAAAUGUAAAUAAAUUUAAAUGGUACACACAAUACUUUUGUAAAAAGCCAUCUUUGCGAGCAAUUUUAUUACAGUCAUCAUAAAUAUAUUUCUAUUCAAUAAUGUGUGCUUUAGGUGUGGA